This is a messenger RNA of Naegleria fowleri, 657 nucleotides long. RefSeq lists its product as uncharacterized. Lineage: Eukaryota; Heterolobosea; Eutetramitea; Acrasida; Naegleriidae. The transcript has a single exon. The record is from RefSeq and is a predicted model, not a curated record. Bases 1 to 657 code for a protein of 218 amino acids.
AUGAAAACAAUUCCUCCCGAAUGGGAACUUGUUCAUCAACAAGCAUCGGAAUUUAUUGAGAGCAACAGAGGUUCUCUGUUGAGCUCUCCUUCCACUCUGCAAAUUAUUAAUAGUAUUUGUAGUAAUAUUAUAUCUCAUCCGAAUGAAGAAAAGUUCAGAAAAAUCAAACUUGCAAAUCCGAAAUUUAAUGAGUUUGUAAUGAAUGUACAGGGAGCAAUUAAUUUAUUGUUUUUAUGUGGGUUUGAAAUUGAUGAUCAGAAUGAAAAUCUCAUCAUCAAGUCAGGAAAUUUGAAUAUUCAUGACUUGCAAGCUCUUGUUCAUGUGAUUCAAGACUACAUCACGAAACCAUCACCAACAUCAUCAUCAACAGCAACUACAUCUACAACAACCAAAACAAACGCCUUCCCUUCUCAAUCAAUGUCUUCUUCAUGCCGUAACACUGAUGCAGAGAUGGAAGAAAGACGAAGAAAAUUGUUAGAAGAAAAGAAGAAAAUACAAGCCGAAAAGGAAAAAAUCAAACAACAAUUGAAUGCUGAUAAAGAAGAAAGAAAGUAUUUACCAUCAGGUGUUAGUUCAAAGAAAACAAAAAAACCAGAAUCUAACUCAAAGAAAACCUUUAAAGAUAUUGGUGUUGAUUUGAGUAGACAAGGCGGGUGA